GAAGCCCUACUUUGCGUAUAUACCACAGUCAAAACUGCUGCUCAUCAUUUUGCUUCAGGCUGCUCUCUGAGGAGCCAUGGAAGACAUUAGCAAAGUUUGCGUCCUUUUUUGCCCCUUUUUUCAAGCCCGUGGAUCCCACAGGUCGUUUUUUUGCGUGUUCCUGCUCGCCGUGGUCCUGUCUUCUUGUACAGGAAAAAUGUCAGUGGAUACUGCACAAAAGAUUGUGGCCUCUGUAGGUGAAACUGUCCUUCUGCCCUGCAACACCACCAUCAAAGGUGAUGUGCCAACAGUGGAGUGGACUAAAGAGGGUCUGUUUCCAAGCAUUGUCUUCCUGUACCGGGAUGGAUGUGAGACCUUCGAGAUGAAGAAUCGGGUCUUUCAGUACAGAACAAACCUCAUCAGGCACGAACUUCACCAUGGAAACCUCUCACUGGUGAUUUCCAACGUGCAACCAAACGACGGCGGAAAAUACCAGUGUGUGAUUCGGAGGAACAAGAAAAAGCAAGUCAUCUUAAGACUGGAGCUGUUUGUAGGUGCUGUUUCUGAGCCGAGACUCUCGGUUGUUCCAGGUGUGGGAGGUGGACUGACUCUGCGGUGUGAGGCCAGGUGCUGGUUCCCUGAGCCUCUGAUUACUCUGUUUGACAAUCAGGGAAAUGAGCUCAGUGCUGAAGACCCAAGGAGAAAUGAAGACUCCUCAGGGUGUUUCACAGUCACAAGAAGAGUGAUUCUGCAGACUGCUAUCAACAGGGUCACCUGCAGAGUCCACCAGCCUGAGAUAAAACAGACCAGGCACUCUGAGAUUUACAUACCAGGUGAGUGCCUGGGAAGCAGCACCAAAACGAUUAUAAUCACUGUCUCAGUGAUGAUUGUUUUAGUCGCAGUCAUUGCCUGUUUAGUUAAGAAAUGUGAAUGCUCUGUGGGAAGACAAAAGUCGAGCCUUGAGAAAAAACAGAUCGUCCGAUUAACUACUGAGCCAAAUGACCUCUAUUCUGUGUUGAUUCAAGUCCAACAGUCCAGCCAGUCUACAAAUGACUCCAGAUCCUCACAAGGCACCACAAAACCUGUCAUCCUACCCCCACCAGAGUCUCCCCACACCAUCAGCAUUCCCAAACCAGAGGCCUCAGCCAAUAGAAACCAUCCAAACUCUAACAGCUUAGCACAGAUCAAGGAUUCAAGCCCUGCCGUUUCAGGACUAAAUCCAGCACCAGGCUGCCAGCUAGCACUGAGCACUCAACAAAUAAUGGUUUCAUCAGAUAAUGGUGCUGUGUUGUCCAGUCCUCCUGCAGAUUCAAAAGAAAUACAUCUUGCCCGUUCGAAGAGUCUGCUCAUGUCCAGGUCUCGUACAGGUGGUGCACAUGCCCUUCAGCGCAGCAAGACCGUCACAUACAGGUCUAAAAUGCCUUACAAAUUCCUGAAAAAUGAAACUUGAAGAUUGAUCGAGAUACCUAUCUAGAUUAAAAGAGGAACCACAACUGAAACAAAACAUUUUAGGUCAAUGACUAAAUCA
Molecule: messenger RNA, 1507 nt
Organism: Archocentrus centrarchus (flier cichlid)
Lineage: Eukaryota; Metazoa; Chordata; Actinopteri; Cichliformes; Cichlidae
Product: butyrophilin-like protein 2
Exons: 7
Coding region: 77-1429 (450 amino acids)
Biological process (GO): T cell receptor signaling pathway; regulation of cytokine production
Cellular component (GO): external side of plasma membrane
Molecular function (GO): signaling receptor binding
Source: RefSeq, a predicted model, not a curated record